AUUCCAUUCAUGCUAGUUCUGUUUCAUCCAACAAAAACCAUCUUGCAUGAACUAACUCAUCACUAACAAUAUUGUUGUCUGUCACGCCCUUCCUCUUAUUCUUCUGUCACUCAAACCUCUCUGUUCCAUUUACGGGCUCCAUUUACCAUAUAAAACCCUACGAAUUAACAGAAAAUAAAUCCGUUCCCGGAUAUCCCUCUCCCUCUUCUCCGCCCCAAUAUAUAGUUAUAUACACGUUUCCGUUGCCCUAGCGACCAAACCAAGACCGAACCGGAUCCGGAGCCGGAGGAAGACAGAGUGAGCAAAGAAAGCGCCGGUUGUCAUGACUCCCACAUCCAUGAAAUCCAGCACUCCCACACACCCGAAAUACAGCCCUCGUCCAAAUCGACAAGCCACCUUCAAAUACAUAAUACUGCUCUCUUUCCUUUUCUUCCUCCCUGUCCUCUAUCUUUUCCUCCACGUCAAGCACAACCUCCACCCCACCGCCAUCAUCGACCACUCUCUGCCGCACAGCGUCCAAGUCCCGGAUCUCCGCAUCCGCUCGGGCUACACCUCAUACAAGACCUACCUCCAGCGGCAGCUCAACAAAACCCUAAACCCUAAGCUCCGCAAGGUCUGGACCACCCGCGACUGGGACCGCAAAAUCCAGGUCUUCUCCGAGUUCUUCUCUCGUUUAAAGCAGGAAGACCUACUGUUCAACAACUCCCGGGCACUUUCUAUCGGCGCCCGAGUGGGGCAGGAGGUCGCGGCCUUAAGGCGAGUCGGAGUAGCAGACUCGAUAGGAAUGGACCUCGUGCCCUGCCCUCCUCUGGUCGUGGAGGGUGACUUCCACAACCAGCCUUUUCAGAAUGAUACAUUCGACUUUGAAUUCUCAAACGUGUUCGACCACGCUCUGUACCCUCGGAAGUUCGUGGCAGAGAUCGAACGGACUUUGAGGCCCGGCGGCGUGUGCGUGUUGCAUGUGGCGAUAUCGAAGCGGGGUGAUAAGUACUCGGCCAACGACUUGUUCAGUGUGAGGCCGUUGGUGGAGAUGUUCCGGCGCUCUGACUUGGUUCGUGUCAGGAGCGUUGACGGAUUCGGGUUGGACACCGAGGUCGUCUUCCGGAAAAAGGAAGACAAAGCCAUCCAACAAUUGUGAUUGGGUGAUAUUUUUUUGUUUAUUCAAAAUUCAAAUUAGAAUUUACGAGUGAUGUACA
Argentina anserina (silverweed cinquefoil) is the source of this 1196-nucleotide messenger RNA. RefSeq lists its product as uncharacterized. The record is from RefSeq and is a predicted model, not a curated record. The transcript has a single exon. Gene Ontology annotation, molecular function: S-adenosylmethionine-dependent methyltransferase activity. Bases 323 to 1138 code for a protein of 271 amino acids. Lineage: Eukaryota; Viridiplantae; Streptophyta; Magnoliopsida; Rosales; Rosaceae.